Messenger RNA from Oncorhynchus keta (chum salmon), 3807 nucleotides. RefSeq names its product F-box protein 15 (gene fbxo15). Lineage: Eukaryota; Metazoa; Chordata; Actinopteri; Salmoniformes; Salmonidae. Gene Ontology annotation, molecular function: protein binding. The record is from RefSeq and is a predicted model, not a curated record. The transcript is spliced from 13 exons. Bases 135 to 1640 code for a protein of 501 amino acids.
UGUAACCAUGACUACUGGACGAAGCUAGACAACUUUUCCGCAGUUUCAGAGAGGGCUUGGAUGAAGGCACCGCCAACCGAGGGUAGAGGACCUACAGGCGAAAAGAAGUGCAGACGUCCUAAAAUAAGAAAAUCAUGACCACAAAAUCCCCGGGCACGAGCCCUCAAAGAUGCUUGGCUACCAACAAUGCAAAACGUGUGCCACUGACACAGAAAAAGGCCACUGUACCCAGCUGUCCAGUACCAAGCAGGGUACCAACAAAGAGACUCACCUCUCUGCUACCAAGGUCUACUAGACAUGCUGCCAGGCCAGCUGGCUGCACCCAGAACCACAUAGAGCAACUGCCACCUGAGAUCCUAAUGAAGAUCCUGUGGAACCUGGAUGCCUCUUCUCUCUACUGCAUUGGCUACGUCAACAAGCUAUUAUAUAAGCUGGCCAAAAACAAUGCAAUGUGGCGUAAAAUCUAUUCUGCAAAAUAUGGGGAGAGUAAGAAAUUGAAGGCCAAGCACAUGGACGAGGUUGUGGAGAAGUUGAGUGUGAUGAAAGUUCAGGAGAGACCAGAGGGCUACUGGAGAAGGCUGUACUUUAGGACCGUAGCUGGCUACAACCACACCAAGUGGUUGAAGGAGCUGAGAACCAUCAAUCCCUUCACAGGUCUUCCCAGCCACACAGAGAGAGUCCUCAGAGAGCAGCGUGUGGCCUGGGAGAUCACAGUGUGUGACAGGUCGGUCAGUGAGGGGACUUUUGAACAGAGCCACACCUACUACAGUGACACGUCAGUGACAUUGUGCUGGACCAACGGUUCAUGGCCCGCCUUCCACCAACUCUCUACCAUACAGCUUCACGGUGUCAAGAGAGUUCCCCUCAAAUGCCCGAGCGCCAUCAAGCCAGGCUGGAGGUCUCUGAUGGCUCAGUUGGAUAUUGACACCAUCUCUAAGAGCAGCCAGGUGAUUGGUGGAGAUAGACUGGUCAAGUUGGUGCUGCUGUCGCCAGGCAUCGUCAUCGGCAUCUGGAGGGGCCAGUCGUCCAUAGCCUUUGUGAUGGCCACCUUCCACUACCACAGGCUGUUGGAAAGGAGUCUCCUGGGCUCGUCUGUUUGCCCCUACACCAUUCCAGAGAACAGGCCUCUUUUUGAUGACGUGGACCCAAACUACGGUCUCCAUGGUUACACGCUACACAUUACCCUCCACAACACUGUGACGGAGAUCAUGUCUGGCCACUUCCCUCAGCUCUUCUGCCGGAAAGGUCAGAUCAAUGAAGGUUUCAUCCAGCUGAAUGCCAUCAUCAGGAGUAACCAGUCUCGGCAGACCCCUCUCUCUGACAGGGUCAGCCUGCCCUGGAGGUCUGAUGCUCUGGAGGGGACUGUGAAGAACUGCUGCAUGAUGAGCCUGACUCUGCUGGAUGAGUCCCAGAUACCCUUCUGGUGUGUCAGCACGCCUGUCUCCAUGGUGCUGGCCAAUGAGGAGCCUUUCUCCUAUGACUACCAGGGCCAGCACUUCCUGAUCAAGUACAAGGAUGCAGAGGGAAAGGUACAGAUGGAUGUGGUGCUGCUGGAGGAACAGAGACAGUUAUUCCUUAUUAAUCUGGUUGUCUACAUCAGCACAGUCAAAGUCAACCAGCACUUUGGGAGAGCCUACUAAGUUUCCCGUGUGUAUCAAGAAUGGUCUGCAACCCAAAGGACAUCCAGCCAACUUGACAUAAUUGCGGGAAGCAUUGGAGUCAACAUUGCCCAGCAUCCCUGUGGAACGCUUGACACCUUGUAGAGUUCAUGCCCCGACGAAUUGAGGCUGUUCUGAGGGUAUAAGGUGGUUGCAACUCAAUAUUAGGAAGGUGUUCUUAAUAUUUUGUAAACUCAGUGUAUAUACAGUGCAUUCGGGGAAGUGCACCAGUCCCUACUGCAGCAAAGCACCCUGGGGAUGUGAUGAAAGAAAUAAAAGCUGAAAUAAAUCAUUCUCCCUUCUAUUAUUCUGACAUUUCACAUUCUUAAAAUAAAGUGGUGAUCCUAACAGACCAAAGACAGGGAAUUUUUACCAGGAUUAAAUGUCAGGAAUUGUGAAAAACGGAGUUUAAAUGUAUUUGGCUAAGGUGUCUGUAAACUUGUGACUUCAACUGUACUUCCGUCUGAAGGUAUAUACUUCCGCGUAUGCUGUGCAUUGCUACCGAAACAAAAAAUAAAACAAAUUGAAUAAGUCAAUACAAUUUGUCUCACUUUUUGAAUGAACUUACUGGGUAUAAACAUAUCACAUCACACAAUUCACUGGCGACACUAAAUCUGUUUAGAAGAGGUUGAGAGAUCGUCUCUCCUUGUUAAGCAUUUCCCAUAAUACCAUAAUGUUCAUGCAAAUUCUACAGUGCAGAUGGCUUGACCGAGAUUUCCAUUUAGGUUGACCGCAGUGCCAAUUUGACUUUGUCCAUCAGUCGAAGUAGACUAUCAUGUCUGUCAGCAAAAGCUAUGGGAAUUAAACACUCUUUAAAAACAAUGUUGAAAAGGGGAUAAUGUUAGCUAACCCCGCUAGUUUGGCCUACGUUGUUGGGAGAAAAAGGUGCAUUGGGUCUAAUUACCACUAUGUUUAGUUAACUGUACAAAGUUUCUACCAAUAGCUUGCAAAGUAAACAUCAACUAACAGUACAUCGGCAAAUGCGCUUGACAGUCAGAGCCUGGGAAAUGAACCUAAACCACUCGUCAGGUAUGGUUCACUUUUAUUUUAUAUCACUCAAACAUCCAAUUAAAGUGAAUCACGUCAAAUCAAUUUGUCUCACUUUUUGAAUGAAGUUACUGGGUAUGAACGUAUCACAUCAUCAUAUCACAAUUCACUAGCGUGUGGCGACACUAAAUCUCUUGAGAGGUUCAGAUAUUGGAGCGUCUCUCCCUGUCAAGCAUAUUCUGCGUGCAUGCAAAUUCUAUAGGGCAGAUGGCUUGACAGAGUUUUUUUUUCAUUUCCAGGAUAGUUUGACCGCAGUAAAUUGGCUAGCUCUCUAAUAACAGAUCACAUCAAUAUGGCUAGUUAAGGUAACUGUCAGGGGAUAAACUACAGGGCUAUAUCCAAAUAUUUUCUGAUUUUCAUGUAAUCUGUAAUGGUGAUGACAGAUGUCCGACUGACAACUUAACCAUGACGAGGACUUGACGAUGUCAAGCUCUUUCCAAAAGCCUCAUCUCUGAUGAAGCAAGCUAAUGGACAUGUUGUUUGCUUUACUAUCUAGCUAGCUACAUGCCAAAUGGAUAGGCUUCCCUCACCUAUCAAAAAUUACAUGUUCAACUGAUGUUUACUGAUCAUGAAAGCAUGCAGUUACUUACUGUAUACAACAGAUGAUAGAGUUAAACAUGGAAUAAUUGGAAAUGUGUAGUUCUGACUGCUCUUCAAGAGGUGAUGAUAUUAAACCAAAUAGUUAACAUUUAUUAAACAAUCCCUUGAAAAUAGUAGUUGUCUGUCAGGAUUUGGCCAGGAUUGUUCCGGUUUUGGCCACUAGAUGCCCCCAUUGUGCAUUUUGACCCUUUUGUUUUCCCUUGAUUCCAGUUAUUAAUUGCACCUGUGCCUCGUUUCCCUUGAAUGUAUUUAAACUCUUAGUUUUCCUCAGUUCUUUGCUCUGUGUUUGAAUGUUAGCACCCAGCCCCAGCGAUGCUGUGAACAUUUGUUGCGCCAGUUGGACUCUCUUGUGGUACUCUGUUUUUGUUCUCUUUUAUUUAUUUUUUUUAUUAUCUUUUGAGGCUUUUCUUUCUGCUGUACUUACCACCUUGUGGAUUUACCUUUUGACUUGGAGGAUUACCUUUUUCUCUUGGAAUUACUUUUGACGUUGUGGAUUUAUAUU